This is a messenger RNA of Mus caroli (Ryukyu mouse), 6305 nucleotides long. It is a transcript of the gene Nfic, whose product is annotated as nuclear factor I C. Gene Ontology annotation, biological process: regulation of transcription by RNA polymerase II. Gene Ontology annotation, cellular component: nucleus. Gene Ontology annotation, molecular function: RNA polymerase II cis-regulatory region sequence-specific DNA binding; DNA-binding transcription factor activity, RNA polymerase II-specific. The record is from RefSeq and is a predicted model, not a curated record. NCBI's taxonomy places the organism in Eukaryota, Metazoa, Chordata, Mammalia, Rodentia, Muridae.
GGGCGGCUGCAAAAAUGACUCAGUAAGUUCGGCGGCCGCUCGGCCUCUGCGCCUCCGGUGCCAGCGCCCCGGGAUGUAUUCCUCCCCGCUCUGCCUGACCCAGGAUGAGUUCCACCCGUUCAUCGAGGCGCUGCUGCCGCAUGUGCGCGCCUUCGCCUACACCUGGUUCAACCUGCAGGCGCGCAAGCGCAAGUACUUCAAGAAGCACGAGAAGCGCAUGUCCAAGGACGAGGAGCGCGCGGUGAAGGAUGAGCUGCUGGGCGAAAAGGCCGAAGUGAAGCAGAAGUGGGCGUCGCGGCUGCUGGCCAAGCUGCGCAAGGACAUCCGGCCCGAGUGCCGUGAAGACUUCGUACUGGCUGUGACUGGCAAGAAGGCGCCGGGCUGUGUGCUGUCCAACCCGGACCAGAAGGGCAAGAUGCGGCGCAUCGACUGCCUGCGCCAGGCCGACAAAGUGUGGCGUCUGGACCUGGUCAUGGUCAUCCUGUUCAAGGGCAUCCCACUAGAGAGCACAGAUGGUGAGCGGCUGGUGAAGGCGGCUGCCUGUGCGCACCCGGUGCUGUGUGUGCAGCCACACCAUAUCGGUGUGGCCGUCAAGGAGCUGGACCUGUACCUGGCCUACUUCGUGCGGGAGCGCGAUGCGGAGCAGAGCAGCAGCCCCCGGACAGGUGUGGGCUCAGACCAGGAGGACAGCAAGCCCAUAACGCUGGACACCACAGACUUCCAGGAGAGCUUUGUCACGUCAGGCGUGUUCAGUGUCACGGAGCUGAUCCAAGUGUCUCGGACACCUGUGGUGACCGGAACCGGACCCAACUUCUCCCUGGGAGAGCUGCAGGGUCACCUGGCAUACGACCUGAACCCGGCCAGCGCCGGCAUGAGAAGGACUCUACCCAGCACCUCCUCCAGUGGGAGCAAGCGGCACAAAUCGGGCUCGAUGGAAGAGGACGUGGACACGAGCCCCGGCGGCGACUACUACACGUCGCCCAACUCGCCCACGAGUAGCAGCCGCAACUGGACGGAAGACAUAGAAGGAGGCAUCUCAUCCCCGGUGAAGAAGACAGAGAUGGACAAAUCUCCGUUCAACAGCCCGUCCCCCCAGGACUCCCCCCGGCUCUCCAGCUUCACACAACACCACAGGCCAGUCAUCGCGGUACACAGUGGCAUCGCGCGGAGCCCUCACCCGACCUCGGCCCUGCACUUCCCUGCCACGCCCAUCCUGCCGCAGACAGCCUCCACCUACUUCCCCCACACGGCCAUCCGGUACCCGCCACAUCUCAACCCCCAGGACCCGCUCAAGGAUCUGGUGUCCCUGGCCUGUGACCCGGCCACCCAGCAACCUGGACCGCCUGCUCUCCGCCCGACACGUCCCCUGCAAACAGUCCCUUUGUGGGAUUAGGACGGAGGGAUCCUCUUGCGGGACAGUCCUGGUACCUGGGGUAGCCGAGGUUGCCUUCCCAUGCCUCCUUCAUCACCAGUGGAGUCCCAGGGUGACAGUCCCAGCCUGCAUUUUUGGUGGAAAAUUAGAUGGAGUGAGAAGCCCCCUGCGGACUCCCAGCUGGAUGGAAAAGACUGGAGGAGAAAAGGACAAAGACAAACAGGAAAAAAAAACAAACCCUUCCCAACCAAGAUGACAACAGAUGGGAGCUGUGGGUCUCUGGCACCUGCUGCUGAUGGACGGCUGCCUGCAGCCCUUCUGCGCCCUGAGGGCCCUGCCAUCACCCACAGACCAGGCAAUCCUGGCCUGGUACCUGCGCCCAGCACCAACAGAUGGGCAGAAUGGACGGGGUGGGCCACCCAGCCAGGCCACCUCUCCCCAGACCCCUGCUGCCAGCCACCAGCGCCAGCCUCGGGGACCUCCGGCCGUCCCCACCGACAGUGUUUGCCAAAGACAGGAGGCUGGAGGUGGACAGACCGCGCGUGGUGGGCAGAAGAGGCUCGUGGGAGCCGCCCAGCGCUGGCCCUGCUGGGGACAGACAUGCCAUACAGGUACUUUGGGACCCCUGGGAGGGUCCUGCAUCCAGCCUCCAUCUCGGUCCUCUGGCCCCUUCUCCUUGCGGACCUCAUUUGGAAGGACACAUCUCUCUAUGCAAUUUGUCCCCUCCCCACCCCCGGCAUGAGAGGCCACGCAGCUCCCGACCCUCCGGCCUCCUCUCGCACAUGGAAGGUAUCAGCACUUUGAGAAACAGAGGUGGGGGAACCGGGGCCCCCCACGCCGAGGUUCCUGGAGGCGGGAGGUGCCGCGAUCUAAGUGCCUAGCCCUUCCACCCACCCGCCGUCCACCUCGUCCAUCGGGGACACAGAGUGGCCAGGGCACCCCACCCUUGUCUCCGUGCACCCUAGCUCCCCAUCACUGCGCGCCCUCCAAGCUAGAGAGAUGGGACCCCAGGGGGGAUUAGAGCUGGGUGUCCCGAAAACCCAGGCUGGGGCUAUGCGCCGUCCCCCUACACUUCUGCCAGUGCCUUACUUCCUGGAGACCCACCCUGGGGUACCCCACUGCAGGGGGAUACCCCCUUUGCACUUUGACCCUCCUGAUGACGUGGGGCCCAGCACAGGGACCAAGAAGGCUGGUGGAAGUGCACUCGGACCCCAGGUGGGAGGGCUCUGGGAGUGAUGGGGUGACAGGGUGGACUGAUGGCUGGGGUCCCCCAUCUGCUAUGCGUACUUCACUGAGCUAUAAACACUAAGAUGGGGUGCAAGGGCCCAGCCCCAGCCCCAGCUCCGCAGUCCCCAUAUGCACCCACCCUGUCGCUAUCUUGGAUGGCCCGCUCUGGGAGGAGAUGUUGGGUAUUUUAAGGUUACUGAACCUACAAAGGCCCCUCCUCCCUGACCACCCAUCUUGGCCCGUCAUACCUAGCACUGUCAUGUCCCCUCCCCGCGGAGGCCGCAGGCCAUCACCCCAGCAGAGCCCCCAGGGCCAGGCCCCACCCACCUGCCACCUGUCCUCCCUGGGACACUUGUAAGUACAAAGCUCCCCAGCCUUUGAGGCCUCAACCCCCCACCAUCUGUCUGUCCUCAGGGACCCUCCAGUAGGAGGACCAUUGGGGACAUCACAGAAGCCACUGUCCAGAUGGGGCUCAGGCCAGUGGGUGUGGGAUGGGCCAUCUGCAGGGUAGACCUGGCAAGUCCCCUCUGAUACCCCCAAGCCAGCCAGCUGGGUCCCCCAGGGGUCAGGACAGAACCAACUAUUUACCUAACUGCAUGGUGCUUAAGGCCCCGCGACACCCAAGAGCCCCCUCCCCUGCCGGGCUGCUGUGUGCAUGACAGGUCCACCUACCUGCCCACUUCCCUCACCGCCUCUAUUAAAAAAGGAAAGAAAAAAAAGGAUACACAAAAUAUAUAUAUAUAAGUAUAUAUAUAUCCUUACCAAAAAAAUCCAUUAUUUCCAAAUUUGCACGAACUUUUUACCACGACAUGUGCCUUGCUCUCCCGAGGACAAGUAUUAACUUUUAAAUAAUAUCCGCGCACACAGACGCAUGCCCUGCACGCAUAGUUACAAACAGACAAAUGAUUACAUGAAAUAAAAAAUAAAAUCCAAAAGGGUGGUAUUUCUAUUUGUAAAGGAAAGAAAAAUCAAAUGAAAGCGAGAUUUUUUUUUUUAAAUAUAAGAAAGAAGGCUGGGCGUGGUGGCGCACGCCUGUGAUCCUAGCCCUUGGGAGGCUGAGGCAGGAGGAUUGCUCUGAGUUCCAGGUCAAGUCUGGGCUACAGAGUGAGACGCUGCCUCAAGAAAAGGGGAGGGGGACCAAAUCAUAGAAACAAACAAGAAAAACAACACUAUUAAGGAAGUCACAAUUGGCCAUGGUUUGUGAUCCCCGCCCGCCCACAGCCCUGGCCCCACCUCACCCCAUGAUGGGGGACUGGAGUCGCCUUGGUGCUCAUUCCCUGAGCCCCCCAAUCCUCUGUCUUCCAGCCAACCCACAAAGCUGAAUAUAUGCAAUAUCCGUCCGUCUGUCUGGGUCGAGCUCAGCUGUGGGGAGUCCCAGUGGUGGAGGGUACACAGUGGGCCUGUCCCAAGUCCGUGAUUUCGAUUUUUCUUUUAUGGUUUCAUUGUAGUUGCCUUUGGGUUUUUGUCUUUGUUUUUCUGUCUUUUGUUAAAUCUGCUCUUAAAGUUCACCAAAGCUAAGACAGUUGCCAGGGUUACCGGGGCAGACAGGAGCCCAGGCUCCACGCCACGCCCUUGCCUCUUUCUGCCCCCAGCCCCACCCCCCACCAGUCUGCCUGUUGCCCCACUCAGCCCUGAAUGUUGGGCACUGGCAGAGAGGCAAUGGCAGGCUCACCUUGAUGGAGGGACUGGGGUGGGUGGGACUACCGCCCCACCCACCUUGUCUGCACUCCUGUCACUUGUAGGCCUGGCUGACUUACAGAUUUUUCCUUCCCCAGCUUGUGUCCACCCCCGCGCCAGGAGAGGUAGCACCAUCUCCUGGGACCAUCAAAGUGGGCGGGAGUGGGUACAGUGGACAGAGCAUACCUGGUGGCAGGUUGGGAGGGGCCACUCAGCGUCCCCCCCCAUUUCUCAGAAAAUCUCCAGUUCCCACCCAGGGACCCCACACUGGCCCAGUCCUCAGGUGGAUGACUGAAGCACGGCAGGAGAUUUCUGUUUUUGUUUUCCUGUGUAUAAAAUAUUUUUCAAACCACCCUCUCCUCAGACCACCUUACCCAUCAUGCCCUGGUGAAGCCCCCAAGGCCUGUUGCUUUGGGGUGUGGCCUGUGACUGUGUUUCCCAGGCAGGGACCAGAAGAGGUCUGAGGUCCUCCUGAGCCCUGAAAUCUUGAUAAUCAGGAAUACCCGGGGUGGUGGGACUGACAUCAGGGGAGUGGCAUCUGCCCACCCCCCGCCCUGUCCCUCCGGGGGUGAACUGGCCAGGCUGCACUACAAUGUCCACAGGCAAGAGGCCACCAGGCCACCAGCAAAUGUCCCGCCCUUGGGGACAGUGCACCCGCUCGCCCUUGGUUGUGUUGGGCAGCAUUUGUACAUACAUGCGCGCAUUUAGUUUGCAAUUAAUCCCUGCUGCACUGCCCACAGUGGCUUCCUCCCUUCAUUCAGUUUGUCCCUGAGACCCCUGAGUGGCCUUUGCUCCUCCGGGGUACUGGGUUGAAGAUCCAGCCACUUAAUUUCCCCACUGAUUGUUUUGAUAUCUGAGAGACAGGAAGGUCUCCCCAGGCUGGCCUCCAACUCGUGGCAAUCCUCCUGCCUCUGUUUCUCAGUUGCUCUGACAACAGGUGUGUACCACCACUCCUGACUUCCCUGCCCAAACAUCAUAUCCUACUUGUUAAUAGCCGUCUUCUCCCUCUGUCAUCUACCCAGAGCACUCAGCUUGGGACUGUCGCCCAGUGCAGGGCCCAGGUAAGAGGAGACUGCCAGCGAGUCCCUAGAUCUUGUAGCCAUGAUACCAAACAGUCAUUUCCCAAUCAGUGCCUCACACAUCUGAUGGUGCAGUUUUGGGGUCUGUCCCCACUCCCCUCAGUCCCUACCCCUGCUCCCCUCAGACGUGGGACAGGAAACAGCAGGUGCGCUGGGCAGGAGGAAGGCAUGCACUUCCUCCCCAGCCACCACCCCUCCCACAGCACCCAGCCUCACUACCCCAGCAUGGGGUACCAAGCUGGAUACUCCUAAAAUGUCACACCCCAUCCAACCUCAGAUCUGAUGCAGUCAUCUGUGUCCCCUAACCAAAGCCCAUUUGGGUCUGAGGGUUCCAGAGUAAACGCCUGCCCUGCAGCGCCUGGCAACUGGCAAGCAUCGGGUCUGAGGGACUACACAGGGCUCAGCACAAGGCGCUCAUGGGUUUCAGGGAGUGGGAGGGACUGUUUUUCUCCAUUGCUCUUCCCCCUGGCUUCCCCUUGUUUUCUGGGUGUUUUCCUGCAGAGAUCUUUUGGGUUUAUUUUGAGAUUCCCUUCCCCCCCCCCCCCAUUCAGCCACUUUGUAUUUUACUCCUGGGUCGAUGCACCUCCGACCUUCAGCUUUUCCUAACUGCACUUACGUGGUCUGCAGCAACCUCUGCCCCCUCCUCCCAGAGCAGAUGGGGUCUGGAUGGGGAGCAGAGGGCACCCCAGACCCUUCUUGCUCCACAGCCCCCCCCCCCGCCCGCAGCAUACUCCACUCAUAACCAUAUAUUACAAAUUCAUUUUGGUUUCUGGCUUUUUGUUUUGUUUUGUGGACCCGCCUGAGCACCAUUGACUGCCUGCUGUUCCGUUUCUCCCUAUGCAAACAAACAAAAACAGUGAGGGGGUCCAUAAAAGAUUCAAUAAAAGGCAAAAAAAAAAAAAAAAAGAAAAAAGAAAAAAAUGUAUAAAAAUUAAAUAAGCUUAAGCUUC